AUGAUCAGCGAAGAGUUUAUUGGAGAGAGAUAUAAACCUGUAAUAGAUCCUUUAAAAGAGAUUGCAAUGAAUGUUACAAAGCUGCCUGACCAGCAAAAUUUGUUAAAAAUGGAAGACAAAAAACCAAUAAUUGAUCAAGACGAACAGAAUAGAGAACUAUAUUUUGAUCGGCUUGAACAGAAUAAGAAUCAGGAUGAACGGGAACAUGAUGAACAGGCUGUUAGUGCAGAUAUCCAAGACGAUGAUGAUGAACAGGAAGCUGAUAUCCAUGGUGAUGAUGAAAAAGCCGAUGAUCGUGUUGCUGUUAUGUUAAACGAAUCUAACAUUAACACAUUUCUACAACAAUUUGAUAGUCUACCAAGAAAAUAUGUAGAGUUUAUGAUUAAAGAUACAAAGAAAAGCAUUGAUACUACAUUUGGCAUGCAUUAUGAUAUAGAGUCAAAUAGUUUGAAGAUAGGUGAUAGUUUGAUUAAAUUUCAGGGUCCAAAUCUGGUGAUUAAAAAUAAGACCUAUCGGGGAACAUCCGGAUUAUAUCAACUUUUAGUUAUGAACACUCCUGAUCCCAAUACAAUUGCACAAAGCGAUGAGAAAAAUUAUCGUGAAAUUUUGGAUAAGACAUUUGCAAAUAGACGCGGUCAUACUGUCGAUGAUGAAGUCACCAAAGAGUAUAACAACACAAAACACCAUACAACUGGAAUGCGACCUGUUGCAGUCAGUCCACAAACGAAAUUGAAGGUUUACGAGCAUAUAAAAAUAUUUGGCAAGCAACAUUUAAAAAUUGGCGAUGUUGUUCGAAUUAGUAAAUUUAAAAAUAUUUUCGAAAAAGGGUAUACGCCAAAUUGGUCUACAGAACUCUUCAAGAUUAUCAACAUUAGAGUAAGCAAUCCAGUGCAUUAUUUACUGGAAGACAUGCAUGGGAAGCCAAUAGCGGGAGGAUUCUAUGAAUAUGAGCUACAGAAGACUAAGAAUCAUGAUGUAUAUCUCAUUGAAAAGGUUUUGAAGAAACGUGGCAAUGAAAUUUAUGUGACGUGGUUAGGUUUAGAUAAAUCUCAUAAUCAAUGGAUUAAUAAAAACAACGUAAUGUAA
Messenger RNA from Photinus pyralis (common eastern firefly), 1086 nucleotides. RefSeq lists its product as uncharacterized. The coding region runs from base 1 to 1086 and encodes 361 amino acids. NCBI's taxonomy places the organism in Eukaryota, Metazoa, Arthropoda, Insecta, Coleoptera, Lampyridae. The record is from RefSeq and is a predicted model, not a curated record. The transcript has 2 exons.